This is a messenger RNA of Rangifer tarandus platyrhynchus (Svalbard reindeer), 300 nucleotides long. Lineage: Eukaryota; Metazoa; Chordata; Mammalia; Artiodactyla; Cervidae. The record is from the annotation of a GenBank genome assembly.
AUGUACACAUACUCACGACGGUCAAGCACAACUCCUCUCGUGUACCAGAGCUCGUCGACGCUGCCCCAGUACGUCCAUAUUUCGUCCCUGCGAAGCCACCCUCUGCAAGAAGUGCUGCCAGACGCUCUACCUCCGGUCUUCCGUGUCCGCCUGCUUCGGCCCGCGCGCCAGCGCCGCGUGCUGCUCUCACGCCUGCUGCUGCUGCGGCUACACACAGGCUCUUUGGGUGUUCCAUCUCUGUUCCCACGCAAAACGAAGCGCAAACAGCUACCAAGCCUUGCGCAGAGGCAGCGAAGCUGA